AUGGCCAUCGCAUCGGGCAUGGCACAACCCGAGCUGUACAGUACCUUGAGCACAGGAGCUAUUCAGGCGUAUGGCAACUGGUUAAUGAUCGGUCGGCAGCAAUCGUUUGGAGUCAGUUCAGGCCACGACCACGACCACCGUCUGCCAGGGAUCUUGGUCUUGGGCGAAUUCGAGCCCCGGCCGAGGAAAAGCUCCUCUGUACCUGCAGAAGGCUCUUUCUUCCUUGGUCAAGGCAUGACCUUUAACAACACCAGCAAUGCCACUCAAGAGGUCAAGGUCGAGCGGCAACGAACCUUGUUGGUCUGCUACGUCAAUCCGAUUGCUCUCGUCAAAUUGCUAGACAUGGCGGAGGAGAUAAAUUCUGCAUAUGCUCGGACAGACAGCACAAAAUGA
Messenger RNA from Letharia lupina, 393 nucleotides. RefSeq lists its product as uncharacterized. Bases 1 to 393 code for a protein of 130 amino acids. The transcript is spliced from 2 exons. The record is from RefSeq and is a predicted model, not a curated record. NCBI's taxonomy places the organism in Eukaryota, Fungi, Ascomycota, Lecanoromycetes, Lecanorales, Parmeliaceae.